Messenger RNA from Paramecium sonneborni, 489 nucleotides. NCBI's taxonomy places the organism in Eukaryota, Ciliophora, Oligohymenophorea, Peniculida, Parameciidae. The record is from the annotation of a GenBank genome assembly.
AUGUUCUAAAUUUAAAAUUGUUACUUGUUGUUAUACAUGUUUAAAAUAUUUUUAGAGAUCAUAUAUGCAAUUCUGAUCACUUAGAUCUUGAUAAUACUACCAAAAUAAAUUAUUGUAUUAAUGAAACUCUAUAUAAAUUUAAGAAGAUAACUCUUGAAGAUUAUGAAUUUAUCAAUUGAAAUAAAGAAGCUAGGAUAGGAACUUUUGAAGAAGCUUAAUUAGCAAUAGAUUAUUAAUUACAAAUAGAAAUAAUUAUUCUAAUUUUAAAUAAGAAAAAGAAUAAAUCAAAUUACAACCAAAUUUGAAUCAUUCAAACAUUAUAUAAUUAUUCAAAGAUAGAGAAAUAAUAUAUUCAGCCCCUUGAUAUUUCUCAAAUGGUUCUAGCAAAUGAUUAUUUCUAGAUUAUUAAUAUUAUAUUAUAUAUUAACAUGUAUGUUAUUUUUUUUUGAGUCUCGAUUGAUAAGACAUUUAACUUUUUAAUUUAUUUGA